UUUUCUUUCUUUUAUCCUUGCCUCAGUUUCUUUUUUUUUUGACCCGCUCCGUUUCGUCUAAACCCCCGUUAACUUCUAAUCGCAGCCGCCUCCGGACAGAUCCAUAAUCCACUGGGAGAUUGACCUUUUGAUCUGCUUGGAAACAGUAACUUGUUAGAUGUUACUGAGCGACCUUUGAACGAUUUGCUCGACUCCUGUUGGGGUCCACUCAUUGAAUCACGAGAGCCUUGUAUUGUACUGUACACAUCAUCCUGCCUCGACCGAACAACUUAAUCUCAACAAACUCGUCGUCAAGUAUCCGGCUGUUUGCUAUCAUACCAUCGAAUCAACCAGUUCGAUUCUUAUUCAAUAAUGUCUGCAUUACCUCCUUUAAAGCGGAGACCGACUGUCCUUGUUACGGACACCCGGGACUCUAGCGCACGAAGCCACCCCCCACCUCAACGCCGGCCGUCAGCACCGUCGAUCCCAUCCAUGGUAAGGCUCAUAAGCGUCGACUCGGUCCUGCAAGAGUCUUCACAAAUACCGUCGGGCCAGAGCCGCAAUCCGCUAGCCCGGGCCCGCGGGGCUCCAGCCUCCCCCUCCUGCCCAACAACGCCGAAGCCCUCAGAUCCCAGGCGGUUCCUCGGCCAGAACUUACCUGUCCGGUCGUCGAAACUUUCGGAAAAACUCGUGCUGCUCCCGGAAACCGAGGAGGAGGCGAAUCGCUGGGGGUAUGGCGAGGACGACACCGAGGACGCGCCAAUCAAGGACGACGAAGAAGAGUGGAGGAGUAGGCUUGAGGGGGAUGAGGAGUCGCCGGAGCAGCCCCCCAGGAAAAGCUAUGCUGAACGGUUACCGAAGUCUCGGAGGGCAGAUAAAUUGAGCCGGGUUACGGCUUAUUGCACGGCUGAUGCAUACAGGCUCAAUGCUACAUCGAAGUUUCUUAGAGAGAAGCAUUCGGCCCGGACGAAGCUGUAUGAUGAGUGUCUGUAUUGUGCAUAUCACCUGCCGAUAAUGUCCGGGAAUGAUGGGUAUAGGGUUCGCUCUUCGCCAGUAUUGAAGAGCCCCGGCGGUAAGGCUGUCCUGGACGUACAGAUUGAGAGGUCUGAGCAGAGGGAUUAUCACGAAGGGUACUUUGAGGAUUCAUAUACCGGGGAGAGGCGGACAAGUGGUGAUGGAAGCUAUGAAGAAGAUGGGCAUCCAAAAUCUCCGGGGAAAGGCCAUGGAUUUCCACAGGAUGGGAGAGAUGACCAUCAUACCUACAAUCAAGGAUACAGGCCGGAGAGCCCAAGGGAUUCGAAUAUGAAUGACAUGAAGGCCUUUGCUGAAAUGUUUGUCUUCAACUACGGAGUUGUAGUUUUCUGGGGUUUCUCUGAGAGACAGGAGAAGGACAUCCUCGCAGACCUCACCUUUGCUCAAAACGACUUCGGCAGCCAGCUCAUCUCCGGUCGCCUAAAGGAGGACGAAUUUGAGACUGAAGAGUUCCACUUCCAAUACUCUUCCCGCACUAGAUCACCGAGGAUAUACAAUGACAUGAUAACGCUCCGCUCCGGCGACAUAAUGAUCAAACUCGCUAUCUCCCACGCGAUCGCACAAUCCACAAAACUCUGCCGCUUCGAAGAGCGCAUGAACUCCACCAUGCUCGGCGUUCAGCACAUCCCCAAGAAGUUAGCCCUAACCGGCAAACUGGGCAUGAAGCGCGAGGAAGUGGUUAAAAUGAGCGGAAAACUGUUUAAGCUGCGUGUAGACGUGAACCUUUCAAGCAACGUUCUUGACGUCCCCGAAUUCUUCUGGGCGGCCGAGCCAACCCUGCACCCCUUAUACGCCGCCGUGGGCGAGUACCUGGAAAUUAAGCAGCGCAUCCUAGUCCUCAACGAGCGCUGCAGGGUAUUUCUAGAUCUCACGGACAUACUCUCGGACUCCAUCGCCGAUAGCAACAUGUCCAGGAUUACGUGGAUCAUUAUUAUCCUUAUCGUGCUCUCGAUCUUUGUUACUACCGCUGAAGUAGCGAUUAGGUUUGGGUUGUUGAGUGCUAGGAGGAAAGCAGGGGAGUUGUAAAGUUGUAAAAGGGUGUGUAAAGUGUACAUUUCAUGGGGGGGUUAGUUGUUUGUUGACCGCUCCC
Messenger RNA from Tuber melanosporum (Perigord truffle), 2101 nucleotides. RefSeq lists its product as uncharacterized. NCBI's taxonomy places the organism in Eukaryota, Fungi, Ascomycota, Pezizomycetes, Pezizales, Tuberaceae. The record is from RefSeq and is a predicted model, not a curated record. Bases 472 to 2037 code for a protein of 521 amino acids. The transcript is spliced from 5 exons.